AUGAUCAAGCACACCAUCAUCACCUGGAACGUAAGAAGGGGCAUGGGGGUCCCGGAAAAACGACGUAAUAUCUACACCUACCUUUCCACAUUCAAAGCUUCCGCGAUUCUCUUACAAGAGCAUUUCAUCAGACCACAAUUCUGGCAGCUCAUCAAGGACGAGUACGAGGGCAAGCUCUUCAUCAACCAGCACUGCCUGACCCUGAUCCCGGCCGACUCGCCCCUGAUCGACGCCGAGCUCUUGCGCACCCACUCGGCACUCGACGGCCGGCUCCUCGUCACCUCCUUUCGUCUGCGGGGCGACAUCAAAAUUCUAGAAAUCAAUAACCUCUACGCGCCCGUUGACCCAAAACAACGAGCAAAAUUCUUCGACAAACUGAUCCUCCACAAAACACAGAAAUCCCACCUCCGACUCCUUGGCGGCGAUCUCAACAACUGCCCGCGCCCAGAAGUCGAUCGGCGGAACCAAAGUCGGCGCGGCCACCACUGGCCGAUUCUGAUGGGCAAGCUCGACUCGGCCUACACGGACUGCAUCCGCUACAAGCACCCCAUCACCCCAUCUUUCACUCGACCUAAUCCCAAUCGCAAGCGACCCAACUCCUUCUCCCGGCUUGACUACUUUCUCCUACAAAGAGCUCACCAAAAAAGGCUCGACCAGGCCUCGACGAUCUACGACUAUCCCAAGGAUCUUUCCGAUCACCGACCGGUCUUGAUCGUACUGGCUCUCUCAGACGAUCUUGAUGCGGCUCUCCCACAGCUCAGCCUACCUACCACAUCCAACCAACUACAUCGAAUCAAUACCACAACCUUCAAGACGGUGGAAUUUCAGCGGAUGAUGGAAGGAUGGUUGGAAGGGGCAAGCGGGGAGGAUCCGGUGCGAGAGCUUGAGGAGGUUCUGGAGGCAUGCAGGGACAGGGGUGGGGAGAUGGCGAGGAGGCUGCAUCGGGAGCGGACGGAACGGAUGGAGUAUUUGGUGGGGAGGGUGCAGGAUCUGGAGGCGGAAACGGCAGAAUGGACAAGGACGUCCGAGGAACUCAAGCGGGCGGUCGAGGAGCGCGCGCGCCUACUCCGGAUCCGAGCCCACGUCCCCGAGAUCGCUUCCGAGGAACGACUGUCACGGCCGGUCCACGCCAAGCUCGCGGCGCGGAACUCGGACUCCAAGAUCACAGCACUGCGCUUGGGCAACGGAGAGCUAACGCAUGACAUUGAUGUCGCUCUUGACCACACGCAGGCGCAUUUCCAGCGCCUCUACCACAUCGAGCCUCGUGAUCCGGAACGUGUCGACCGACUUCGGAACGAACUCCUCGUGCCGAUCAGGGCGGCACGGACUUGCGACGACCCGCGCUCAGAUCCGCUCUUUCUGCGCCGACUCUCGGAAGCGCAGAUUGAUCUCCUCCAGCAACCCAUCACCGAGGACGAGGUCGUGGCCGCGAUCGGGACGACGCACCCGGGGCGAUCGCCGGGCCCGUCGGGCGUGCCUUACGAACUCUAUCAGACCGCACCAGAGGCGUGGUCCAAGGUGCUGACCAAGGCCUACAACGCGAUGAUCGAGCGCGGUUCACUCUCUCCCAAGCAGGGCCAGGGACUCGUGCGCCUCAUCUUCAAGCGCCACAAGAAGAAUGCCGAUCGCGCCGAACUCUCGUCGUAUCGCCCCAUCACCCUGCGCGAGUGCGAUUACAAGAUUUUUACCAAGGUCUACGUCGCCCGAUUGAACCAAAUUCUGCCCGAUCUCCUCCCGCCGCAGCAGCACGGCUUCGUCAAGGACCGCCGAUCGGCCGACGCUGCACUACACCUUCGUCUCCUGAUCGAGGAACUUGGCGCGCGCAGGACCGAGUUCCCCGCGGCCGCGCUCUUGUCUCUUGACCAAUCAUCCGCCUACGACCUCGUCGAGCAUGACUGGAUCUUUGCCAUUUUCGACACUCUGGGCGCUCCUACCACCUUUCUUCGCGUGCUGAGAAUGCUCUACUCGGGUGACUCGACCUCGGCGCGCUACAUCAUCAAUGGGUUCCUGACGGCGCCGGUGCGACUGACGUGUGGGCUCGGCCAAGGGGACCCGGCGUCAUCGUCGGUCUGGGACAUCGUGUUUCAGCCGUUCCUGGAUGCUCUACACCGUCGAAACAUCGCGCUGAAUCUCUCCAUACCUGCACUUCAUCCGUACCCACAGAGCCGCGCCAUUACAUCACUUGCAUUUGCCGAUGACGUUGUCGUCGCCGUCGCGGGCUUGGAGUCACUCAACUUGCUCGAUGACCUGGCGCUCGACUGGAGGCAUGCAACGAAUGGCCGGCUCAACACGGACAAGACGGUCGUCCUACCGAUUGGACGUCGCUGGGACCCUGGGGAACGGCCAAUCGUCGUCAAGGCCGCAGGCGAGUCGCUCGAGUGGAUCGGCCUCCCCUUCGACCCCAGCGGCGACACCGAACGGCUCGAGGCGACGCUGGAAGCGGUUCAGCAUCGCUGGCUCACGCACCACACCCGUGCCUUUUACGUCAAUCGGUACGCCAUUCCCAAGAUCCUGCAUUUCCUUGCAGCCGACAUCCCGCCGCCCGAAGUCGUCAAGAAGCUCGAUGACAUGCUCGUCGAUUUCGUCCGUGGGGGCAAGGGCAGGACCAGCUACGGCAGAGACAUUGUGUUCACCGCCAAGAACAAGGGGGGACUCGGGGUGAUAAGGAUGCGGGACGUUGUGGACGCGGUUGCGGCACGGCUCUGGGACGUUCUUCUCGGCGGUUCCGGCGCGAUUUGGCAAGGACUUGCGCGCGCAUCACUCCAGCGAGCUCAGCCCGACCUCGACCUGGCCACCGAUCUCUGGCCACAUCCAUCCACUCCCAUCCCCAACGACCUUCAUCCCCGAUGGCACGCCGCACUGGGCGUUCCGAAACUUCACGACGCGCAGGUCAACCCGAGGGCCUUGACCACCGCGAACUUGCUCGCGCUGCCCACCCUGCUCGGCAGCCUCCACACCCCCAUCAGAGGGAGACAGACCAUCGACGCGGUUCAUGUACCUGACUACCUUCGUCUCCAGGGCUACCCGAAGGUGGCGGAUCUCUAUCGACGCGAGUUGUAUGCGGGUGGGGGGUUUCACCUCUGGACGCCGCCGGCGGAUGUGCUCGGCGACAACAGCGAGUACGAUCGACGCGGGCUCCCGCAGCGACUGGCAAUCGCGGCCUGGUACCGGUUCACUGUCGAUCGACACAAGAACACCCCCUUGGCGGCGGCGGUGGCGGCGGGACGACUCAACGUGCCUCCCCGUAUCGGCACCAGCGCACCACUCGAGGCAAUCAUCCCCAAGCCCGUGGCCCGCUUUGCAAUGGAGCAGCGCCUUCCGGACCCGGUGCUUCCACAACAGGCGAGACAGUAUACGCUGCUGAACAUGGCUCGCCCCUACACAGUCCGUCGCAUCCGCCGGGUCCUGAACGCGAAGGCAUUUACCAACAUGCUCGGGCUCAAGGGACCACCGCAGCCGGACGACCUCAGGAGCUUCUGGAAGGCAGUCAACUCGAAGGCACUGACGGCGAGGGAGAGGGAAGUUUGGUUCAAGCUGAUCCUCCGCUUCACCCCGACGCGCAAACUCCAGCACGAGCAAAAGCACGACACUUCUCCCGCGUGCUUCGUCUGCGAAGCGCCGGUGGACGACACCGAUCACUACUUCUUCGGCUGCUUCGACUCGCGAAACGUCUGGAUCGCGGCGAGGGGCGUGCUCUGCGACGCGCUCGGAUGCGACACGAUCGAGGGCGCCGAGUACACGACACUUCAACGACUCUUUGGCCUCCCCAAGCUCAAGGCCAAGCUCAGCGCACAGGAAGGCGCGGGCAGGACGAUCGAGAUCUUCACGGGGAUGGUUUUGGAGAUGAUCAGCAGUGGGAGAUGGAGGAUGCAGAAGCACGGGACGAGGAUGGAAAGCGUGGAGAGGAGGAGGGUGGUACUGGAGGAGAGGAUGAAGUUGAGGGCGGGAGGAGCAAGAGGCAGGCGAGGGCAGUAG
Microbotryum saponariae is the source of this 3975-nucleotide messenger RNA. The record is from the annotation of a GenBank genome assembly. NCBI's taxonomy places the organism in Eukaryota, Fungi, Basidiomycota, Microbotryomycetes, Microbotryales, Microbotryaceae.